Centropristis striata (black sea bass) is the source of this 1451-nucleotide messenger RNA. RefSeq names its product NAD(P)H dehydrogenase, quinone 1 (gene nqo1). Gene Ontology annotation, molecular function: NAD(P)H dehydrogenase (quinone) activity. The coding region runs from base 415 to 1422 and encodes 335 amino acids. Gene Ontology annotation, cellular component: cytosol. The record is from RefSeq and is a predicted model, not a curated record. The transcript has 7 exons. NCBI's taxonomy places the organism in Eukaryota, Metazoa, Chordata, Actinopteri, Perciformes, Serranidae.
GUCGCAUAACGACUAGAAAAGCGCUAUAUAAGUGCAGGUCCAUUUACCAUCCAGUAAAUUUACCAUAUCGCAAAAUACUUAAAAUUGCAAUAAUAUUGUAUCCUGACUCAAGCAUCAGAAUAAAUUGUAUCGUGGGCCGAUACGCUGAUUCACACCUUUACUUUCCCAUGACUGUUAUUAUUUUAUUAUAUAAUAUUUAUUCCCUGUAAAGUGUGUGAAAGGUUUUCUCUCCUGCUCUCCCAGCUCUCGUCACCCAGUCGGUCACAACAGCCUGUUUGUAAUGAAGCUGGUGACAGGUGACAUUAAACACGGGGACUUGACCAAACAGCUCAGGCUUUACUAAACCGACGCCUUCCUCCACUUUUUCUUCUAACGAGGUGAAAUUAAGUCGGAUUAAAGAGUUUAUUAAGCCACAUGACCCCGCAGGAUAAUCCCUUGAAAGUGACCCAAACAUUCUUUUCCAGGCCAAAUGAAACCAACCUUAUCACCAGACGCAAAGAGGUCUAUAAGAGCCGGCAGGAACCAGGUCUACGCUGCAGACGGAUCCAGCAGACACUCAGCAUGGCUCAGAAGACGGCCCUGAUCGUGUACGCCCACCAGAGUGUGGGUUCGUUUAACGCGGCGGUGCGUGACGUGGCGGUGGAGGAGCUGGCGUCGCAGGGCUACAGGGUCCUCGUGUCCGACCUGUACGCCAUGAACUUCAGAGCCAACGCCACGCAGGACGACAUCAUCGGUGACCUGAAGAAACCCGAGCUCUUCCAGUACGGCGAGGAGACGAUGCACGCCUGGAUGGAGGGCCGCCUCAGUGACGACAUCGUUGCUGAGCAGCGAAAAGUCGAGGAGGCGGAGCUCGUCAUCUUCCAGUUUCCUCUGUACUGGUUCAGCGUGCCGGCCAUCAUGAAGGGCUGGAUGGACCGCGUGCUGAGUCAGGGCUUCGCUUUCACUCUGGAGAAGAUGUACAACAACGGUGUGUUCAAGGAUAAGAAAGCGAUGCUGUCGUUCACAACCGGAGCGACACAGACCAUGUUCCGGCCUGACGGCAUCAACGGAGACAUCAACAUCACACUGUGGCCUCUGCAGAACGGGACUCUGCACUUCUGUGGGUUUCAGAUUCUCGCCCCUCAGAUAUUCUGGAGUCCGGCUCACUGUCCGACCGCCGUGCGUGGCGGGAUGCUGGAAGGCUGGCGGAUUCGACUCAAAGGACUGCUGGCAGAAAAGCCUUUGACCUUUGCCCCCUGCGAGCUGUUUGACCUCAGCUUCCAGGGCGGCUUCAUGCUGCGGCCCUCAGCGCGGGAGGAGCAAGAGUCGCAGCCGCACGGCAUCACCACGGGACACCACCUGGGCAAACCGCUGCCGCCCGACAACCAGAUCAAAGCUCCGCCCCCCGACCCAGGCAGCGCCACGGCAGGCUGCAGGAAGUAGAACAUCACUCUAAUGUCAAAAUAUGGGAU